This is a messenger RNA of Phlebotomus papatasi, 1223 nucleotides long. It is a transcript of the gene mRpL1, whose product is annotated as 39S ribosomal protein L1, mitochondrial. The transcript has 3 exons. The record is from RefSeq and is a predicted model, not a curated record. NCBI's taxonomy places the organism in Eukaryota, Metazoa, Arthropoda, Insecta, Diptera, Psychodidae. Bases 47 to 1090 code for a protein of 347 amino acids.
CCAGAAGCAUAACCUCAAAUAAUUUUUUCCGGAAAGGCUUUGGAAAAUGCUGAGUUUGAGAAUUUUUAUUAAAAAUAGUGUAAAGGCGAAUAUUCCUGUAGUGACUGCCUUUCAUACGUCGUCAGUGGAAUGGGCAGCUCGCAAAGGAACCAGGGAAAAGGCUAAAAAGAAGAAAGUCAAGGUAGAAGUGAAGAAAGUCGGGUUCAUCCCUCAUAACCAGAGAAACAAGGACAAACUAGUCACAAGUGUUAUCAACAAGCAUUAUGAUGAUUCCUGGAAGCAAACACCCUUCGAUGAUGUCUAUGUGGGCAGGUACUACAAAUGGAAGGUUUAUCCAUUCCGGGAGGCUGUGGAAUGCCACCGGGAAACUCAUCACCGUACAAUGUACAAUGUACCCAAUGCCAGUCUCAAUGUGCACAUUGAGUUGAAUAUGGUGGCUGAGAAGAAGACCCGGCAUAUUGAGAAUUUCUAUCGAACCGUCAAGAUUGAUCAUAGCUUUGACCAAGGAGUCGAUCGGCAGAUCAUUGUCUUCACAAAGACCAAAGAGAGUGCCAAGGAGGCAAUGGCAGCAGGAGCAAGUCUUGCUGGUGGGUCAGAACUUAUUAAAGACGUUCAGAAUGGGGAAUUGCAGCUCAGUGACUAUCAGUAUGUUCUGGCACAUCCGGAAAUCCUGCCGGAAUUGGUGACUCUCAGAGGAUUGAUGAAGAAGAAGUUCCCUAACCCUAAGAAUGGUUCUCUGGGAGUUGAUAUCCCAUCAAUGGUGCAGCAUUUCAAGAAUGGCAUUGAAUAUUCUGCCAUCAGGGAUGAGAAUCAGCUGGAUUUUGGAUUGAUAACCACCUCAAUUGGAACGCUCAACAUGGACAUUGAGCAUCUGGAGAAGAAUUUGAUCUGCCUCCUCAAAGACAUUGACAGUGUGAGGCCGAAGAGAGAUGGAAGGUUUAUCACGAGAGUUCUCCUUAAAUCUCCUCCAUCGACUGAACAAUUCAAAAUUGAUCCCUUCCUCUAUGUCAGCGAAAUAGCUGAGAAGUUCGCCGCGAAGGAGGACACGGAAGCAGAAGAGAAAGACGAAGAGGCUCAAGCUGUUCAGUAAACUGCUCUUCCGGCAAUUAGUAGGUUCAUACUUUGCCUUCAACUUCGCGAAAGAGACACAUUUAGUCUCGCGAUAAUUGUGAAUGAAACAGUGACUUCAUUGUUGUAGGUAAUAAAUAAUGUUUACAGAAGCA